CGGAGAGGCGGUGGCGGGGCAGCGCGCUGCGCCGCCGCGCCUGUGCCCGGUGGCGCGGAGUGAAGCGGAGCGAAGUGGAGAUGCCUUUUGAUUGCAAGACUGCUGCGAUGUUCUGAAGGCUGCCUCUCUUUUCCUAACCAUGAACAGUUCAAAAUCACCAGGGCUGGCUGGAUUUGGAAAUUUGAAAAACACUACCUGCCACACAGAGAAGAAGAUUUCAGUUUUCUUUUCAAUAAUCUUCAUGACAGUGGGGAUUUUGUCCAACAGUCUUGCGAUAGCAAUUCUCCUGAAGGCGUACCAGAGAUUUAGGCAGAAAUCGAAAGCCUCCUUUUUGCUUCUUGCGAGUGGUUUGGUUGUCACAGAUCUCUUCGGCCACCUCAUCAAUGGAGCCAUUGCAGUGUUUGUGUAUGCAUCAGAUAAAGACUGGAUUCGAUUCAACCAGUCCAACAUUCUUUGCAGUGUUUUUGGCAUCUGCAUGGUUUUCUUUGGUUUGUGCCCACUCUUAUUGGGCAGCGUCAUGGCUGUUGAACGAUGCAUUGGAGUCACUAAGCCAAUAUUUCACUCUACAAAAAUGACUUCUAAACAUGUGAAAAUGAUGUUGACUAUGGUAUGUCUGUUUGCUGUUCUUAUAGCUUUGCUGCCUAUUCUUAGGUUUAGAGCCUAUCAAAUUCAAGCAUCGAGGACGUGGUGCUUCUAUAAAACAGAACAUGUUGAGGACUGGGAAGACAGAUUUUAUCUCUUACUUUUUUCUUGCCUUGGGUUACUGGCCCUUGCUAUUUCGUUCUUGUGCAAUGCUGUGACAGGAAUUACCCUCUUAAGAGUCAAAUUUAAAAGUCAACAAAGACAAGGCAGAUCUCAUCAUUUUGAAAUGAUCAUUCAGCUCUUGGCAAUAAUGUGUGUUUCUUGCAUUUGCUGGAGUCCAUUCCUGGUGACAAUGGCCAGAAUUGGGAUAAAUGAGAGUGAUUCAAAGGAGACCUGUGAAACAAUACUUUUUGCACUCCGAAUGGCAACGUGGAAUCAGAUUUUAGAUCCCUGGGUGUACAUUCUUCUCCGUAAAGCUGUACUUAAAAACCUGUACAAAAUCACAAGGGGAUGUUGUGGUGUGCACAUCAUAAACUUACACAUGUUGGAACUCAGCUCCAUCAAAAAUUCUUUGAAAGUUGCAGCAAUAUCUGAGUCGCCAGUGAGUUCCAGACAAAUCAACCUGCAGCCGCUCAGCUCUAUGGGGCAAUAAAAUUAAGCAGUAUCUGAAAGAGGUGACGGAGGCAACACUCAUACUUGGGCAGUACUUUACAAUUAAUGCCAAAGCUCAGUGGCUUGGCAUUUGAGUUGUGACUGGUUUGCUCUUGUUGCUUAGCAGUGUGAUAUUGCUACUCCGAAAUAUGCAUUUGAAUGUUUCAAAUCCCUUUAAAAUAAAUCCUUUCCCAAACAGGUAGAUUUUUGAUAAGUCAUCCUCUGUUUCUCCCUUCCGGACACUAAAGUGAAAAGGGUUCCUAACAUUGUUCCCCACCAAAUGCUUUAUCUUAGCAGGCUUCUUAACAACACGUGGAAGCGUGAAAGUGAUCUCUGAGGUGAUUUUUAAUUUACCAGUGAUAACCCAAAUAUGUUUCAGAAUCACUGCUUCCUAGGGUAAAGUCCAACAUCCUGUCUAUGAGAAUAUUCUUUGCUUCUAAGCAUUGAUUUUUCCAGUUGGAUAUAUAAAAAGACAUUUUGCUUGUGCUCAGCUUAUGAAAUGAUCUGGUUUGCUUGGUUCAGUGACUUGACCUCUUAAUUAUUUACUGUUCAUGUGAAUUUCUGGGGACAGCUGCAAACCUAAUCAGUGUAAGCGUACCUUUCAAAUCACUGACUAAACAUGGGGUUCCCUAUGGGAAGACGGAGGCAGAUCAGCUCAAAUUGCUCAUAGUAAUAUUUUCAGGUCUAUCAGUGAGUUUUCAGCCCUUUCAAGAAAUGUUGUUUAACCUAACAGUCAUAAAGUUGUGCUUAGUCUGUAAAGAGAGUAGGAUUUUCCCCUUCCAAAAAGAAGGAAGUUUCUGGAAAUGUUCCCCUAAUGUAUAUACUGGAAUGCUCACAAAGUACAUCUUCUUCCAUUGUCAGAGGUUGCACAUCUCAUUAAAGAUGUGUGUGACCAAAUGGGCACCUCUCCAGGUAACUGCACUGGGAGUAUAGUUUUGUUGGUGAAAACAAACUGUGUGCUCAAUUGUUGCAGGGACUGUGUCUGAAGAGCUGAGAGCGUUCAGUAUACUUGAAGGUACCAGAGAGUUUCCAGGUCUUUUCACAGGAGCCCUUCAUCUUUAGUGCUGCUAAAAAAAGCUUUGUGGUUUUAUGACAGUACUCUGUUCAGAAACAAAAAUGAGAUUAUCAGAGACUUUGUAGCAGAGGGAUUGUUUCAAGAUAGAAAUGUCUAUCUUUUACUGAAAUACAUUAGUGAAUCGCUGGUGUAUUUAGGCAAAGUAGUUAAAAACUGAUUCACAAAGAAGACAAUCUGAGGGACCAAAAAUUAUUCACAGAUGAGAAAUCCAUGUUGCAUGUGAGGAUAGUUUAAAAUAGAAAAUAAAACCCCAAAAGGUUUAAAUAUGUUUUUUUUUGUUUGUUGUUUGUUUGUUCUAAAAGCUAUUUCCUUUUUGUUUUAAAAAGGUUGAAAAAUAAGUGGGUUAAGUAACCCGGUAAUGAAAUGACUUCAUUUACCCUAAGGAAUUCCUGUAUGUGGUUUGUUUUCUCAAAGAGCUGAUAAACCAUAGACAUAUUUGAUGUUGGUGUAAGCUCUGCACUGUUGCUUUAUGUGAGUUCUGCUGAAAUCUGGAAGCAUUCAGUCAGUGCUCAGUUUGGCUUUUUUGUUUCAUAGAAUGUGAUGCCAGUGUAUCUGCUGACAUAAAUUAUUUGUUCUUUAUGGGAGAUUGUUGUUUUAAGAGCUGCAAAAAAAAAUGUUGGUCUGUAAAUUGUUAAAGUAUGUGAUUGGUGAAUGAAGCUCAUCAAUGUUCCAUUUUGUUAUGUGAAUAAAUGUAUCUUGUGUAGUUCAUAAUGGUUGACUUGUAAAACAAAGAAACAAGUUUGUAUGUAUAUGUGAUUUCUUAUAUUUUGUGUACUAAUACAUAGUGAAUGUAAAUUGCAAAGCCUCAUUAAAGUUAUC
Pogoniulus pusillus (Red-fronted tinkerbird) is the source of this 3127-nucleotide messenger RNA. RefSeq names its product prostaglandin F receptor (gene PTGFR). Gene Ontology annotation, molecular function: prostaglandin F receptor activity. Lineage: Eukaryota; Metazoa; Chordata; Aves; Piciformes; Lybiidae. The transcript is spliced from 3 exons. Gene Ontology annotation, biological process: inflammatory response; positive regulation of cytosolic calcium ion concentration; adenylate cyclase-activating G protein-coupled receptor signaling pathway. Gene Ontology annotation, cellular component: plasma membrane. The record is from RefSeq and is a predicted model, not a curated record. Bases 140 to 1234 code for a protein of 364 amino acids.